Molecule: messenger RNA, 2610 nt
Organism: Hordeum vulgare subsp. vulgare (domesticated barley)
Lineage: Eukaryota; Viridiplantae; Streptophyta; Magnoliopsida; Poales; Poaceae
Product: CTP synthase-like
Exons: 20
Coding region: 346-2193 (615 amino acids)
Biological process (GO): CTP biosynthetic process; pyrimidine nucleobase biosynthetic process
Molecular function (GO): CTP synthase activity; identical protein binding
Source: RefSeq, a predicted model, not a curated record
GAGCCCUCGUAGUACUAGUGCCCAGGCUAACCACAAAUUUCUCUUCUGAUUAUAGUUAAAUUCUGUGGGAACAGAGGGGGAGUUUUGAGCCGAGAUCUGUUCCCUCGUCCCCAGGAAGCCUUUAUUUAAGCCCUCGUCUCCCUCAGCUAACUCCCAUUCCAUUCCAGCCUCCUCCGGCCUUAAACCUUUCGAGUCUCCACCGCAGCAGCCCCAGCCCCAGCCCCAUCCCACAGAGCAGAGCGAGGACUGGAGCUCAAGCCCGCUUGCUCCUCCUCCUCCUCCUCUCGUCCCACGGCGGUUGGUCACACAGAGCCAAGAACGGUACACACGGGAGGGGGGACGGCGAUGAAGUACGUGGUGGUGACGGGCGGCGUCGUGAGCGGGCUCGGCAAGGGCGUUACCGCCAGCAGCAUCGGCGCCGUGCUCAAGGCCUGCGGCCUCCGCGUCACCACCAUCAAGAUCGAUCCGUACCUCAACACCGACGCCGGCACAAUGUCUCCCAUCGAGCACGGCGAGGUCUACGUACUGGACGACGGCGGAGAGGUGGACUUGGACCUUGGAAACUAUGAACGUUUUCUGGAUAUCAAAUUGACCCGCGACCACAACAUAACCACAGGAAAGGUCUAUCAGGCUGUCAUUAACAAAGAAAGAAGAGGAGACUACUUGGGGAAAACCGUCCAGGUUGUGCCACAUAUCACAGAUGAAAUUCAGGAUUGGAUAGAACGCGUGGCGAUAAAGCCGGUCGACGGUAAAGAAGGGCCUCCUGAUGUUUGUGUAAUAGAGCUCGGUGGCACCAUAGGGGAUAUUGAAUCGAUGCAUUUUAUUGAGGCAUUAGGUCAAUUUUCAUACCGUGUAGGACCUGGAAAUUUCUGCCUGGUCCACGUCAGCCUUGUUCCAGUGCUAAAUGUAGUUGGUGAACAGAAAACUAAGCCUACCCAGCACAGUGUUCGUGGCUUAAGGGGACUUGGGUUGGCACCUGACAUUUUGGCAUGCCGAAGUACCGAGCCACUGGAGGAACAUGUGACAACCAAGCUAUCACAAUUCUGCCACGUGCCGAUCUCAAGUAUUGUGAACCUCCAUGACGUUACAAACAUUUGGCACAUCCCCUUGUUGCUAAGGGACCAGAAAGCACAUGAAGCCAUUCUGAAAGUUUUGGAUCUUCAGCUUGUUGGCAAAAUACUUCGAGAACCUAAGUUAGCUGAAUGGACCGAAAGAGCCAGCAAGUUUGACAGACUGAAAACUCCGGUAAAGAUCGCCAUGGUUGGAAAAUAUACCACCCUGUCGGAUUCUUAUCUAUCUGUUUUAAAGGCUCUCUUGCACGCAUCAGUUGCUAUGGAAAGGAAGCUUGUGCUGGAGUGGGUUCCUUCCUGUGAUCUUGAAGAUUCUGCAGCCAAAGAGACCCCUGAAGCUCACCAGAAAGCAUGGAAACUACUGAAGGGUGCGGAUGGUGUGCUUGUUCCUGGAGGCUUCGGAGAUAGAGGAGUUGAAGGCAAAAUCCUCGCCGCAACAUAUGCACGGGAAAAUAAUGUUCCUUAUCUUGGCAUUUGCUUGGGUAUGCAAAUCGCAGUGAUCGAGUUUGCCCGUUCGGUCAUGAAACUAGGUGGCGCAAAUAGCACGGAGUUUGACCCCGCUACAACAUCACCCUGUGUCAUCUUCAUGCCAGAGGGCUCCAAAACCCAAAUGGGGGCGACGAUGCGUCUUGGAUCAAGGAGGACGUAUUUCCUAGCCAAUAACUGCAAAUCCGCAAAGCUGUAUGGCAAUGCUACCUCCAUCGAUGAAAGACAUCGACACAGAUAUGAGGUGAACCCUGAAAUGGUCCCAGAGCUUGAGAAGGCCGGUCUUUCAUUUGUUGGCAAGGAUGAAAGUGGAAGGCGCAUGGAGAUCAUUGAGCUACCGAAGCAUGUGUUCUUCAUCGGUGCACAGUUCCAUCCCGAAUUCAAGUCAAGGCCAGGAAAUCCCUCUCCACUUUUCUUAGGGUUAAUUGCGGCAGCAUCCGGACAGCUAGACCUGCUGCUCCAGCGCAGCUGUGGCGUCGUCAGUUUGAAACCGGCACCCAGAUAUAUCACCAACGGCACCGGCACCGGCACCGCAGUCCUGGCCAUAAAACCUUACCCGAACGGGCACGCGAAGAAGAAGCCGCUCACCAGCUUGGUGAACGGAUGCUACGCGAAUGGCAACGGCAUCCACAUCUAACUGAGCAGUCGCAGCAUCACGCAACAUUCCUCUCUGUUGCUUUGCUCGUACCGUCUCGUAUCUCUUUUUUUCCAGGAUUUCUUUGGUUUUGGAUUUGGAACUGCUCAAAUGAGGCAGAGGGGUGUUUUAAGUGUCUUGCAUGGGUCCUGCUCUAGGAAAAUCUACUCUCCGUUGGAGCAACUCCAUUGAGGGUCUGGAGCUGCCAGAGAAAGUGUUUGGCUAGCCUACAAGGUUAGCUUUUGAAGCUCCAGCCGGCAACACGCGUUUCUGAUAUUUUUUCGAGGAACGUACUCCGGAGCUGUUGAAGCAAAGGCUGUUUUCUCUAGGGUCUAGUACGGUGUAUUCCUUUUGUUUGCCCAAGACUGUUUUGUAUCUUCAAUGGACCGAAUGAACGGAAACCAGAUUUACUUGGUCAAA